AUGCCGGACAUUGUGAUGAUCCAUGGACUGCUGGGCUGGGGCGAAGAUCGGCCUCUCUUUGGAUGGAUGCCAGACUACUUCCCGCUCAAGUUCAUCCGGGACCGCUGGCCUGAGGGCGAAGUCGUUGCUGUGGACAUUGGCGCAGCCAGCAGUGAUCACGACCGCGCUUGCGAAGCCUUCGCACACUUGAUGGGGCUACAAGUCGACUACGGCGAGGAGCAUUCGCACCAGUGCUGCCACGCCCGCUUUGGCCAGGAUUUCCGGGGCAAAGGCCUCCUGCCGCGCUGGAGCCGCUCGUGCCCGGUGCAUUUGGUGGGCCACAGCUUCGGCGGCAACACGGCGGUAGCUCUGUACAACAUGAUCGCGGAGGAUCACUGGGGUCUUGGCACAGGCCCGGACUGGGUGGUGUCGGUGACGGCCAUUUGCUCCCCGCUGCGGGGCUGCAGCUUGCCAUUCCUGCUGGGCCUUGUGGAGGUCACCGACGAGGAUGGUGAGAUCAAGUACAUCGUUGAGCCUGGCUCAGUUACGCAUGGCAUUGUGGCGUUCUGCUGUCUCAUCAUCAAGGCGCAAGAUCGCUGGCCGAAGUUCUUCCAGGCGCUCUUCAACUUCAAGUCAACUCAAUGGGCAGAGCACAACACCUGGAGCAACCUGGUCUCCGCGCGGCAUCCUUACGUUCUCUCAGGUGACAACAUGAUGAGCGAGAUCGCGCCGCGCACCCGUCGACGGGCGCUGAGGGGCCGCAUGGAGAACUUGAGCAAGACCUUCCUCAUCGCGGUGACCAGCGACGCGCUGCCGCCCUUGGCCCCCCGCCAGCUGCUGCAGCGCCUCGCGCUGCUGGCGGCCACCUACAGCGGGCUGUGUUUGACCAGCUGGGCCUUGGCCUGGCGUCUUCGCCAGCGCCUUUGGAGCCUCGCCCUCCGCCUCAAGCCCGUGGCUAUGGAGCGAUGCACCCUGCACGUGGCGGUGCUGUCUGGUCGUACGGCGGAUGUCUCGGACCUUUCCCCGAAGACCACUGUGCGGGAGGUGCGGCGGGCUGCUGAGGCCCAGCUGCAGCUCCCGCUGUCGCGGCUGCUGAAGGGCGAAACCUUCCUGGCGGAGGAGGCCACGCUUCAGGAGGCCGAGGUGGCGGACGGGGACGUGCUAACUGCCGCGGUGCAGCAGACCUUCGUAGCCUCGCACCCGCGGUGCAAGGCGAUGGCCUGCCGAAGGCAUGUGCGUAGCGAAACGCCGGAAUGCGCGGAGUGCGCGGAGGCGAACGUGGUGACCUGGGGCUUCAUCCGGGACGCGAGGCGCCUGGACGUACAGGCCAUCCAAUGCUCGGACGCCGCCUUUGCUGCGCUCUCUGCCGAUGGCGCUGUCACCACCUGGGGAGAUCCCCGCUGCGGCGGGGACAGCUCCGCGGUGCAGCCGCUUCACCGGGUGCGAGCGCUGCAGUCCUCUGCCGGCGCCUUCGCGGCGCUCGAUCUGGACGGCCGCGCGGUGGCCUGGGGCGACCCCGGCAGCGGCGGUCGUGGAGAGACCUCCGCAGCUGUGCGCUGCCUCGCCGCCUCGCGCCGUGCCUUCGCGGCGCUGCGGUUGGACGGCGCGGUGGAGGCCUGGGGCGACGCGGAGAUGGGCGGAGACUGCCAGGUUGUCCGGGACCAGCUGGUGAACGUGUGCCAGAUCGCCGCCACUGACGGGGCCUUCGCGGCCAUUCGCUCCGAUGGCACCGUCGUCACCUGGGGCCACGGCGAGGCUGGGGACUGCGGCGAAGUGCAGGAUCGGCUCCAAGAGGUGCAGAGCAUCCAAGCCAACUGCACCGCCUUUGCAGCCAUCCGACAAGAUGGCCAGGUGGUCACUUGGGGCGCAAAGUCGGACGGCGGAAUCGUGGACGGCGCGGUGCAAGCGAGGCUCCGAGAGGUGCGAGCAAUCCAGGCCACGCUCUUCGCCUUUGCAGCUCUGCGAGCAGACGGGCAGGUGUUUGCCUGGGGAGAUGUGGACUAUGGAGGGGAUGCCAGCAAAGUGCAGGAGCAACUGAAGGGUGUGCAGCAGAUACAGGCCACCUCCAGAGCAUUCGCGGCCAUCCGCUCUGAUGGCUUCGUUGUGACCUGGGGCGAUGCUGACAGCGGCGGAGAUAGCAGCGCGGUGCGCGAGCAGUUGCGAGAUGUGGUACAGAUCCAGGCAAGCUACGUUUCCUUCGCAGCGUUGCGCUCCGAUGGGAGCGUCGUUUCCUGGGGCAGCCCUUUCCAAGGUGGGGACCCGGAAGGUCUCCUUGGGCUUGACCAGUUGCGCGAUGUGCAGGCCAUCCAAGCCUCGGCCUUCGCCUUUGCGGCGCUGCGCGCAGAUGGCUCGGUGCUGACCUGGGGCGAUGCCGCCUACGGGGGCGAUCUCGCGGGAUGGGUUCGGUCGACUUGA
Messenger RNA from Effrenium voratum, 2394 nucleotides. Lineage: Eukaryota; Dinophyceae; Suessiales; Symbiodiniaceae. The record is from the annotation of a GenBank genome assembly.